AUGAAGAAACUUAAAUCUGAUCAGCAUGAUAAAGUUAUUGCUAAGUUGGAUAAAAAUAUAAUUGUAAAACAGGAGUUAAAACAACAGUUAUUAUCACCUGCACAUACAUCUACAUCAGAUCAAAUUUCAGAAGAACAG
Messenger RNA from Funneliformis caledonium, 138 nucleotides. NCBI's taxonomy places the organism in Eukaryota, Fungi, Glomeromycota, Glomeromycetes, Glomerales, Glomeraceae. The record is from the annotation of a GenBank genome assembly.